Symbiodinium necroappetens is the source of this 1014-nucleotide messenger RNA. Lineage: Eukaryota; Dinophyceae; Suessiales; Symbiodiniaceae. The record is from the annotation of a GenBank genome assembly.
AUGGCGAUGGCGAUGGCGAUGGAGGUGAUGCUGAUGAUGCUGGUGAUGAUGAUGAUGAAGGUGAUGAUGGUGAUGGUGAAGAUGAUGAUGACUGUGACAAUGCUGAUGGUGGAGAUGGCGAUGACGGUAAUGAUGGUGAUGGUGAAAAUGGCGAAUAUGAUGUUGAUGAUGAUGAUAGUGGAGGUGGCGGGGCCAGAGGCUUGCAGCCACAUCUAUCAGUAUGAGUUUUUCGACAGACUUGUUGGCAGAUCCCAAGAAAGAGGAGCCGCCAUCGUCGAGGAGCUCCAAAAGACCGCGAGCCAGCAAGGCGCCGCCAGCGAUGGCAGCGUCUACACCUUCCGAGCCCUUGAUGCUUUCUCCAUGCCGGCAUGCAGAGCACUGGCUGAUGACCUCCUGAGAUCAGAAGCGCCCUUGGACUACUUGGUGCUCACGCAGGGAAUGGCCACUCUGCAGGGCUACACGCCCACAGCUCCAGAGAAGGGUGGUCUGGAUGAGAAGCUCACCUUGCACUACUACUCCAGGGCCUUGCUGAUGGAUUCCCUGGCGCCUCUUCUGCAGAAGUCGAGCGAUGGGCGCUGUUUGUCCGUCCUAAGCGGUGGUAUUCACAGUGCUUACGCAGGCUACGUGGAGGACCCCGACCUGUCAAAGAGCUAUUCCUUGACGAAGGCAGCGAACCUCGCAGGCUUCUACAACGACAUUGCGGUGGAUGCGCUGAGCAGCGCAUACCCAGGUGUGAGCUUCAUGCAUGCAGCCCCGGGCUUCGUGGCCACUUCUUGGGGCACCGAAAUGCCGCCGUUCGUCAAGGCCUUGGUUCGGCUGUUGCAGAACUUGGGUCGGUCGAAGGAAGAUGCCGCUGAGUACAUGUUCAGGAGCCUCUAUCAUGAUGAUUUCAAAGGAGGUGGCUUCUACAUCGUGAACCAGUACGGCGAGAGCACUGAAACGCUGACGAGCCUCCACAAAGAAGCCAAGGACGCUGUCUGGAGCCACAGCAAAGAGAUAUUGGCGAAGUUUUGA